This is a messenger RNA of Vicia faba (fava bean), 702 nucleotides long. The record is from the annotation of a GenBank genome assembly. NCBI's taxonomy places the organism in Eukaryota, Viridiplantae, Streptophyta, Magnoliopsida, Fabales, Fabaceae.
AUGCGUCACCAUGGCUAUCUUACGUGGGAAGCACGUGUCAAGGUUCUCCUUGGCACAGCCAAAGCGCUUGCGUAUUUGCACGAAGCAAUUGAGCCAAAGGUGGUACACCGAGAUAUCAAGUCGAGCAACAUAUUAAUCGACGAUGAUUUCAAUGCUAAGGUGUCUGAUUUUGGUCUGGCCAAAUUAUUGGGUGCCGGAAAGAGCCGUGUCACAACCCGAGUUAUGGGAACCUUUGGAUAUGUGGCUCCUGAAUAUGCAAAUGCAAAUACUGGCCUUCUAAACGAGAAGAGUGAUGUAUAUAGCUUUGGUGUUUUGCUACUGGAAGGAAUUACCGGAAGAGAUCCAGUUGAUUAUGGCCGUCCGACAAAUGAAGUGAAUCUAGUUGAUUGGCUGAAGAUGAUGGUUGGAAGCAGGAGAUCAGAAGAAGUGGUGGACCCAAACAUUGAGGUGAAACCAUCAACCAGAGCUUUGAAACGCGCUCUCUUAACUGCUUUACGAUGUGUUGAUCCAGAUUCCGAGAAAAGACCAAAGAUGAGCCAAGUUGUACGAAUGCUGGAGUCCGAGGAAUACCCUUUAGCAAGAGUGGACCGAAGGCAGAGAAGAAGAAAUCAAGGAGGUAUUGCAGAAAUUGAAUCGCAGAGGGAAUUUUCCGACACGGACAGGAGUGAGAUUCAGGGUUCUAGAGAAGAGAGCAGAGGGUAG